Molecule: messenger RNA, 2263 nt
Organism: Toxotes jaculatrix (banded archerfish)
Lineage: Eukaryota; Metazoa; Chordata; Actinopteri; Toxotidae
Product: fibroin heavy chain
Exons: 25
Coding region: 48-1940 (630 amino acids)
Source: RefSeq, a predicted model, not a curated record
UGUAUCAGUCCAUCAGUUGGUCUCCGUGCUGCUCGGUCUCCUCCAUCAUGCUGGUUCAAGCUCUGCUGCAGACCUCGCUGGUUCUCUGGUUGGCUCAGCAAACUCUGCAAGGCGGAGUUAAACCUCAGAGUGUUUCCUGGGGGAGAGUGCUGCCUGCCAGAGGUGUUGGCAUUGGAGUAAAACCUGGAGCUACAGGUGCCCUCGGUGCACUGGGGAGCCGAUAUGGCAGCAAAGCAAUGAAGACUGGAAUUGGACGUUAUCCUGGGGCUCAGCUUGGUGUUGGAGGUUACAGAUCUCUUGGAUUAGGAGGCAGAGCAGGCCUGAAGCAGGGUGGAUAUGGAACCCAGGGAGCCUAUGGGGCCAGUCUGGGCACAGGAAUGGGUAUGGGUACUGGACUGACAAACGGACUGGGACUGGGCUUGGGCCAGGGAGGGAAACGUGUUUAUGGUGCUGGCCUUGGUACUCUGCCAGGAUAUGGGGCUUUAGCUGGCAUUGGCUAUCCUGGAGCUCGACCAGGAAUUGGACUUGGGUAUCCCACUGGGCAGAAGGCUAAGGAACAAAAACCCGGUGUGUCUGCAGCAGAUUUGGGUGGACCUCUGUUGGCCAGUCUGGGCCAAGCUGUUCAAGAUCUGAAGACAGAAAAGAGCAGAGCACUUGCUUCUUUGCACGGAAAAAGAGACACAACUCUUGGGCCUCAAAUGCCGUUUGGACGAGGCAGUAUUCUUGGUCCUUCUGCACCUGAAUUACAAGCAGGAGGCGAGGUCAAAAGCCUCGAUCCAAUAGUUAAGUCCUCAAGUCUCGGAUCUACAAUACCUUUUGAUAAACAGGGUAAAAAUCUUGGCCUGGCUGUUUCACAAGCCCAAGGAGGAGGAAGAUGUGAGCCUAAGGUCUUGAAAAGAAAGAGCAGCACAAGCCAUGGAGCCACACUGGCAGCUGGAGGAGUAAGACAGCAGCUGCCUCUUAGAACAGACAACAUCAGAAGCCUGGGUUCUGCUUCCUCUCAGGCACAGAGUGCUCGAGACUAUGAUUCAUUUAUCCAACAAAAUCAGCGAGUCCCAAACUGUGGAUCCACCAGUGAUUUGUCAGAUGUAUUGAAAAUCAAUCACCAUGAGCUUUUGGGAUCAGAAACACAGAGGAUUCAAAGUUUAGUGCCUCGGCCUCAUCUCGGUAAAGACAGCAAACAUCUUGGGCAUGCAACUCCACAAGCACAAGGACAGAAAAGCCAUCCACUGCCUCUUUCACAAACUCAAGAUCUUGUGCCGACUCUCUCCACAGGUUAUCUUGGUGGAGCAGGAAACUACCUGGGAGCGAGCCUGGGCACUGGUGGCUAUGGAGCAGGUUUGGGACAGGGAGCAUACCUGGGUGGUGCAGCUGGCAAACUCGGAGCUGCUGCUGCUCUCGGACAGGGUGGGUAUCCCCAAGGUGUCGCAGGGAAGUCAACAGGCUAUGGUGACGGUGCAACAGGAUACCUGGGUGCUGUAGCAGGCAAUGGCUACGGUGGAGACGCUGGUGCAAAAGCUUUGUCUGCAGGUUAUGGAAAUGGUUACAGCGAUGGUUACGGAGCUGGGCUUGGUUACCCUGCAGAGUUAGCUGAUGAUGGUGCUGAGAACAAAGCAGGGAAGAGAGAAGCCCUCAGCGCAGGAGGCUACGCUGGACAGGUCCAGGGAGCAUAUGCAGGAGGAGCCGCUCAGGUUCCUUAUGGUAACGCUCCAGUGAUUCCCACCGGACUGGAAGGUGAAGGGGGGUACCCGUACGCUGCUCAGCCGCUCAGCCUCAAUGCUGAAGGCGCCAAAACCUCUAGCAAAUAUGGAGCUGGUGCAUAUGGAGCUCCGCAAACAGGCUAUGGUGCACCUCUGGGAGCAACUCAAGAUGCCUUGGGAGAGCAGGCUGGCAAGUAUGGUGGAGUGAAUGGUGCCCUUGGAAACGGAUACAAAGGCUAAUUCAAAUGACGUGAACUUCUUCGAGUGGAUCGGUUUCAUAACGUGUUCACUUUAAUGUGUUUUGAAAGCUCUUUUUUGUGUGUUUCACUCCAUUUUGUCCUGUUGUGUUGUCUGUUUUGUCUUUUGUUUUAUUUUUUUUCUUAACCCUGUUGUCCUUUUCUGUAAGUGGACAUUUUUUUUUAACCAUGUCUGUUUGUCUCGUUGGUCCAAAACCUGCAGAGCCCCACCUGUUUUAUUCUGUCAGUGCUGAAGAAAUGGUGGUGAGCAGGAACAGAUGAUAAGUGUUUUAAAAAAUUAAUGUUGAAAUGAAUUAUUUGCUGUUU